Molecule: messenger RNA, 960 nt
Organism: Marasmius oreades (fairy-ring Marasmius)
Lineage: Eukaryota; Fungi; Basidiomycota; Agaricomycetes; Agaricales; Marasmiaceae
Exons: 2
Coding region: 1-960 (319 amino acids)
Molecular function (GO): nickel cation binding
Source: RefSeq, a predicted model, not a curated record
AUGUCGACUUCAAUCCCAAAACUCGAAGCUGGAUGCGGGCGUAUAGCAUCAUUUUUACAUGGAAAUAGUGCUGUUUUAUCCGAGUUGUCUUCUACAUACCCUCUCAAACUUAUCUCUGCUCGCGUCUCAUCCAGGCCAGAUAUCUCCAUUGUGUAUAUUCUGUCAUACGGAGGUGGCCUUGUUGGAGGAGACAGGACUCAUUUAAAUGUCAAGGUCAACCACCAAAGUUCCUUGGUGUUGCUAUCUCAGGGCUCAACAAAAGUCUUUACAACUCGUCUACAACAGAAGCACAUAAACUCUCCUUUACCCCCCAUCGAGUUAAACACUGAUGCCGGGGCAACUAUUCAGAAGAUGGAUUUCACCGUUUCUUCCAAGGGCGCUUUAUACCUCCUCCCCGAUCCGGUCACCUGUUUCCGUUCUGCUUCGUACAAGCAACUCCAGACCUUCCAUCUUGCCCAAGACGCCACGCUCGUACUCCUGGACUGGAUUACCUCCGGUCGGAAAUCCCGAGGAGAGGAAUGGUCGUUUUCAAGGUAUUACAGUCUCAACGAAAUAUUUCUCGAUGGCUUCACCUCACGACCCGUGAGACUGGCCAAAGACGGGCUGCUUUUAGAAGAGGAAGGAGCCGAAACCAAUGGGCAUUCGUCAAAACGAUCGUUGGCACAAAGACUGGCGCCAUAUUCGUGCUAUGCAAACGUCGUUUUGUAUGGUCCCCAGAUUCAAGAUGUCGUUCGGGAGUUAACGGCUGCGUAUGAGAAGAUAUCUGUCAUGAAGCUCACUGCACCACCGGAUCUCCUAUGGUCUCUGAGUCCGAUAACAUGUCAUGGCGGCGGACGAGGGACUAUAGUCCGAGUGGCGGGUAAGGAGACUGAGCUGGUGAAGGAUUGGCUCAGGGAGGCAUUGAAAGGGCUCGCACAAGUUGUCGGCGUAGAUGUAUAUCGCCGCGCAUUCGCUCAGUAA